This is a messenger RNA of Lactuca virosa, 1323 nucleotides long. Lineage: Eukaryota; Viridiplantae; Streptophyta; Magnoliopsida; Asterales; Asteraceae. The record is from the annotation of a GenBank genome assembly.
CUCUCCCUCUCUAGCUCUCUCUCUCUUUCUCUCUCUCUCUCAUACAUCAACACACAGUGAAUAAAUAUACUUUCUGUUGAAACUUGAAAGCAUUGAACUCCCAUGGCCGAUGAGUUUAAUGAUUCAAAUCACUCGAGCUUACUCGGUGCUGAUCAGUACAUCGUUAAUCCGAAUCCAUUGAGUUCCGAGUCUGCUUUCACCCGCUCAUGGGGCUCUUCUUCUUCCUUUCUGAAUACCUCGUUCGGGUCGGAGCAGGAUUCAAGCGAGACUGACAACGACGAUGGAGACGAGUUCGUUGCUGAGUUGACUCGAAAAAUGGCGGAUUACAUGCUUCAAGAAGAUGACGAUGAUAAUUCUUACGAUAAGUACACAUCUCCCGAAGGAUAUGUUUCUCAGAAACCGAUCUCCGAGGUAAAGCAUCCAAAUCAAAACCGAGUUACGGAAGACUCGAAGCGGGGAAGGAAAGGAAAGAUGACUGAGUCGACUCAGCAGUUGAAAUCUUCCAGUUCCAAAGGAUCGAGAAUGCGUCCAGUGUGUUAUGGACCAAUGACGUCUCCAACCGGGUCGGGUAUGAGAGCCAUUUUCCUCAACGGGCCGGGUUCAAAAAACGGGUCGAAUGGUACCGGUGUGUUCUUGCCUCGUUCAGCCACCGAUGCAACCGCUAACCGCCGCAAAAAACCAGGUUGUUUAACAGUGCUCGUUCCAACAAGAGUAUUACAUGCAUUAGAACAACAUUUCAACAACAUGAAAUCACGUUCACCUACAAAUAACAUGCAUCAUAUUCAGUAUGAUAAUUCCAAUUCCAAUGGCCAAAGAGGUGGUAUGCAUCACAAGUUGCAAGUGUCGUCGACGUCAACUGACCAUUUAGAGAGGAAACUCCCUCAAGAAUGGACUUAUUAAUGAAAUAAUAAUAAUAAUAAUAAUAAUAAUAAUAAUAAUAAUAAUAAUAAUAAUAAUAAUAAUGUUAAAUUUGAUCAAAUAAAUAUCUUUAACAAAUGAUUUUUCAAGUUAGAGGUAGUAGUAAUAAGGAACCUCUAUGAAAAUCCAAGAAUUAAGUGCAUAAAUAAGUCAAGGCCUAGUUAGUUCGAGUAAUUAUCUAUGUGCAUUAAGUAUUGGUGUACCGAGGGUGUUAAAAGGUCAAAAGUUGAUAAUGUGGAGAGAAAAGUGAAGUUUUAUGAAGUUAAGGGGUGUUUGUUUUAAAUUCUUAAUUUCAAGUGGACGUUCUUGUAAAUUAAAAUUGAUUCGGUUCAACUUUUAAGUCGCGAUCGUGACAUAUUCAUUUGAAAAUCAUUUCCUUGAUAAUUAGUUUGUAGCUAAGGGUUU